Astyanax mexicanus (Mexican tetra) is the source of this 4457-nucleotide messenger RNA. RefSeq names its product deleted in malignant brain tumors 1 protein-like. Lineage: Eukaryota; Metazoa; Chordata; Actinopteri; Characiformes; Acestrorhamphidae. The record is from RefSeq and is a predicted model, not a curated record. Gene Ontology annotation, cellular component: membrane. Bases 571 to 4305 code for a protein of 1244 amino acids. The transcript has 19 exons.
AAAAACCUAGAUAAAAUAGCUUAAUGACGAAGUGUGAGAAAAUUAAAACAGCACAAUAUUUUUCCUCAGGUGUAAGCUUAGCGCUGUUAGCUUAGCAUUAGCUCAGUGUUCGUGUGAAGAAUAAAGUUAACGUUAUAUGUAAAUUUCAUAUAAAUAAGCCAACUUGUUGUUGAAAUUGUUUUGUUAAAAUAAUGCACAUAUUUCUGGUCAGGUGUUAAAAGUGUAUCCCCGCAUUAUAUUAGCAUUAGAAGUAACGUUAAGUAACUUACAUGUAAAUAUUAUGUAAAUAAGCCAAUUUUAAAUAGUUUGUUGUUGGAAAAAUUCAAUAAAAAAGCCUAGCGAUUAAAAAAAACCUUGCAAGAUUAAAACUGCACAUAUUUCUCGUCUAGAGUUCAAUGAAUGUGUAUUCCCACCAUUAGUUUAGCAUCAGCAUGAAGAAUGUAAAUAUUAUAUAACGUUAAAUAAGCCAACUUUAAAUAGUUUGCUAUUGGAAAAACUUAAUUAAAAUAGCCUAGGGGUGAGACAAGGUCUGGAAAGAUUAAAACAGCGGAAUAUUUCCAGUCCUGGGAUAUGAAUGAUGCUGCAGUGGUGUUUAGAGAGCUGGGCUGUGGAGAAGCUGUAGAUGCACUGGGCAAAUCUCAUUUUGGAUCAGGACCAAUCUGGAUGGAUGAUGUGGACUGUAGUGGAUCAGAGUCUAGACUGAAGAACCGUAGAUCACCAGUAUGGGGUAAACAUGACUGCAAUGAAACCCACAAUUCUGGAGUCAUCUGUUCAGGAGCCAGGCUGGUUUUAGGUUCUCGCUGCUCUGGGAGAGUGGAGGUUCUUCAUGGAGAGAGCUGGGCCACAGUGUGUGAUGCUGACUUUGACCAGCAGGAUGCAGAGGUUGUGUGUCGAGAGCUGGGCUGUGGUUCUCCUGUGGAGGUUCUGGGAGCAGCUGCUUUUGGUAAAGGGAAGGGUCAGGUGUGGUCAGAGGAGCUUCAGUGUAGAGGAGAUGAAUCUGAGAUUACUCUCUGUCCAAUAACCUCUUCACACAAAUACAACUGCUCUCAUGGUCACACUCAGGCUCGGCUGAUGAACGGCUCAGAUUCCUGUUCUGGUCGAGUGGAGCUCCAGUACCUCAGUGAGUGGGGUACAGUGUGUGAUGUAAGCUGGGAUAUGAGAGCUGCCAGUGUCCUCUGUGCUCAGCUGAAGUGUGGGAGUGCUGUGGCUGUGUUGGGGUCAGACUGGUUUGGGGAGGGGAGUGGCCGGAUCUGGGCGGAUGUGUUUGAUUGUCAGGGGAACGAAACACACCUGUUAAAGUGUCCCAUUUCAUCAUGGAGUCGAACUGCAUGCUCUCAUAAACAGGAUGUUGGACUCAUCUGCAGUGGUUCUUCUCUGGCGUCUCAUGAGGGUGUAGUGAGAUUGUCUGGAGGGAUGGAGUGUGAGGGGGAGGUGGAGGUGUUCUUCAGGCAGGACUGGAGGAGAGUUCUGCUGGACUCCUGGAGUGAGUCUGAGGCCUCUGUGGUCUGCAGACAACUGGGCUGUGGUUCUGUACUCAACACCUCCAGCUACUCUUCAUCCAGUCCUGAACACAGCUACAUGUGUGUGACGGGUUUCAACUGCUCUGGGAGUGAAGCUCAUCUGAGGAACUGCAGCAGCUCACAAGCAGUUAACUGCAGCUCCACAGUACAGCUCUACAUCACCUGCUCUGGCUACAGCUUCAUCAGGCUGGUUGGUUCUGGGGGAGACUGUGCUGGAAGGCUGGAGGUUUUCCACAGUGGAUCAUGGGGGACAGUGAGUGAUGAAUUGUGGGAUAUUGAGGAUGCGCAGGUGGUCUGCAGACAGCUGCAGUGUGGAGUCGCCCUCAGUGCUCCAGUACCAGUACCAGCCCGGUUUGGAUCUGGAACUGGACCCAUAUGGCUGAAUGAGGUGGAGUGUGAGGGGAACGAGGCGUCUCUGUGGAACUGCAGAUAUCAGCUGUGUGGAGAGGAUGAAUGUGGACACAAGGAUGAUGUAGGAGUCGUGUGCUCAGAGUAUAAAGAGAUCAGACUGACUGAGGGCUGUGAGGGGAAUCUGGAGGUGUUCUAUAAUGGAACCUGGGGGAAUGUGUGUAACAAUGGGAUGGAUGUAGAAACAAUUGGUCUCAUCUGUCGGGAGCUGAACUGUGGAAGAUUUAAGACUGAGAGAGCUACCAAAGCACGAGUGGAAUCAGCUCCUAACUGGCUGGAUGAUGUAAAAUGUAGGAAACAUGACUCUACUCUGUUUCACUGUCCAUCUUCAUCCUGGAGUCAGAACAAUUGUGAUAGAAGCAGUGAGGUGACUCACAUUACCUGCUCCGGAGAGAAGAAACAGCUUGCAUUUGAAAACCUUCAAAAAUUCUUCUUAUUUCCAAACCAGGGUCAGUGCUCAAAUUACAUGCCUAUUAGGUUGAGAGGAGGAGGGGAAAUCUGUUCUGGGAGGUUGGAGGUGUAUCAUAAUGCUGAGUGGGGGUCUAUAUGUGCUGAUCUGUGGGACAUCAGGGAUGCUCAGGUGGUCUGCAGGCAGCUGGGUUGUGGGCCGGCGCUGAGUGCUAAUAGAAGAGCUGCUGAUGGUUCUGGUGGAGGAACUAUCUGGAUGAACAGAGUGAAGUGUAGAGGGAAUGAGAUUCACCUGUGGGACUGUCCUCAUUCCCUGAAGAUCCACACUGGCUGCUCCCACAGUGCUGGAGUCACCUGUGCAGACAUAUUUGUCACAUUACCUUUUUCAUCUGAAACAACUACAACUUACACCACAGUACCAGCACAGCUAACAGAGAAAAAGACAGUCCCUCCUUCAAAAAAUCCAUCAUCUAUUUUUCCAUACAUCUAUCCAGUGUCUCUCCUGGUUCUGGGAUCUGUGCUCUUCCUGGCCUUAAUGCUUCUGGUUGUGCUGUUUUAUCAGAACAGAGUGCUCAGGAGAGUGAUUUCUAAGGCGAGGAGGAAGACUCUGCUUGAGGCAGUCUAUGAAGAGAUUAACCAUAAAUGUGUCACUAACAGGUAUACUAAAAGAGGAAGUUUUAUCUCUGAAGAUCAGCAUUCAGGAUAUGAGGACGUAGAUGAGGAGCUUCUCUCAGAAAACUAUGGCGAGGUCUAUGAUGAUAUCAUACCUGCUGAAGAGAGCCCACACAUUACAACAGACAGUGUGAGGUUGGUGGAUGGUGGGAGCCGCUGUGCUGGGAGAGUGGAAGUUCUUCAUAGAGGACAUUGGGGAACAGUGUGUGAUGAUUACUGGGAUAUGAGAGAUGCUGCAGUGGUGUGUAGAGAGCUGGGCUGUGGGGAAGCCAUAGAUGCACCACGGAGAGUUCGCUUUGGAUCAGGAUCAGGACCGAUCUGGGUGGAAUAUGCUAACUGUGCUGGAUCAGAGUCUUCACUGAAGAACUGUAGGUCGUAUGAUUGGGGUAGACAGAGAUGUAAUCAUGAUGAAGACGCUGGUGCUGUUUGUGCAGACAGUGUGAGGUUGGUGGAUGGUGGCCAUCGCUGUGCUGGGAGAGUGGAGGUUUUUUAUAACAGAACAUGGAGAUCAGUGUGUGGUAAAAACUGGGAUAUAAGAGAUGCUGCAGUGGUGUGUAGAGAGCUGGGCUGUGGGGAGGGUGUAUUUAAAAAUGUUCAGUUUGGACCAAGAUCAGCCUGGAUGGAUGAUGUGAACUGUAGUGGAUCAGAGUCUUCAGUGAAGCACUGUAGAUCAGCUGGAUGGGUGGAACAAAUUUGUAAUCGACUUGCUGGAGUCAUCUGUUCAGGGGUCAGAUUGGUGGGCAGAUCUCGCUGCUCUGGGAGAGUGGAGGUUCUUCAUGGAGAGAGCUGGGUCACAGUGUGUGAUGCUGACUUUGACCAGCAGGGUGCAGAGGUUGUGUGUCGAGAGCUGGGCUGUGGUUCUCCUGUGGAGGUUCUGGGAGCAGCUGCUUUUGGUAGAGGGGAGGGUCAGGUGUGUUUAGAGGAGCUUCAGUGUAGAGGAAACGAAUCUCAGAUUCACUUCUGUCCAAAAUCAUCUUCACUCAAACACAACUGCUCCCAUGAUAAUGAUGUGGGACUGGCAUGUUCUGGUGACAAGCGAAGACUUGUUGGUGGUCCUCACGCAUGCUCUGGGAGAGUAGAGAAGCUUCAUCGGAAUUCUUGGCUUCCAGUGUGUGAUGCUGGCUUUAACCAGCAGGAUGCAGAGGUUGUGUGCAGCUGGGAGUUGGGCUGUGGUUCUCCUGUGGAGGUUCUGGGAGCAGCUGCUUUUGGUAGAGCAGAGGGUCAGAUGUGGUCAGAGGAGCUUCAGUGUAAAGGAAUGAAUCUCCUAUGUACCUCUGCCAGACAUCUCCUUCCUUGAAACCCAACUGCUCUCACAACAAGGAUGUGGGACUAAGAUGCUCUGGUCACACUCAGGCUCGGCUGAUGAACGGCUCAGAUUCCUGUUCUGGUCGAGUGGAGCUCCAGUACCUCAGUGAGUGGGGUACAGUGUGUGAUGUAAGCUGGGAUAUG